UUGGGACUGUUGACGACCAUCAACAAGCUCUGGAAAUGUUUCACGUCGAAGGCGCCAGUUUCAGAUGCUGUUGUGUCCACUGUAAUUUAGUGUGUAUUGACACAGGUCUGUGUCUUCUGUUCGGUACACAGAACUCCUAGUCGGUGUAAUGGCCGGCCUUUUAUCACCGACAAAUCCGAAGGCAGGACGUCCUCUUGAUGACAAUCCUAUUGAGAACAGACUCACAGUUGCUGUUAUUUCCAAAGAACGACAUGUGUGUGUUGAUUUUCCAGCACAUGUACAGAACGUCGACAGAGCACUUGAAACCAUUGAUGGGAUUCGAGGAGUUUUCAAGGCCUACAAAGAUGAAAACAAACGACUGGAAAUGAGAUGGAGAAAAGAUGACAUCUAUUGCAAGCCAAUGUAUGGUGACAGACACAACACCACCAAAAAAUGUGACGUGACCAUGUUUACAGCAAUGGCUGACUAUCAGUACCUGCCUGUGGAGAGAAAAGAAGAUGGCAGCUGCAGGAACCUACUUCCAGAACUUCAUCUGACAGGUUUAACAGGGAGAGAGGAGUUUCUGUCAAGAGAUGUUCCACUGUUUAUGCCACCCAUGAUAUUUUCUCGCAUUGAUACACCAGUGGAAUACCUUUACCGCCCAGAUAAAGUGAUGAAUAGAAAUGCCCAAAAAGGCCUGGACCACCUGCCACCUCAUCUUAUUGGCACCGGGAGACAAAAGAGGACAAUCUACACAAUUUUCAAGACAUUUGAUGAGGACACACCUAUAGGCCCUCCAGAAGGUGCAGAAGCUUUCCUGAAGGCAAAAUUGAAAAAUACCAAUCUACUACAGCUUGUGCAAACAUUAUUUGAAGAGAGGCCUAUCUGGUCCAAAAAUGGUAUCCGGUGCAACCUGCCUUUGAAGUACCACCCUAGAUUGAAAUAUGUUCUACCAUUGGUGGCUUACUACUUUUGUAAUGGACCUUGGAGAACUUUAUGGGUCAAGUUUGGAUAUGAUCCACGCAAGGACAGAAAUGCAAAAAUGUAUCAGAUCCUUGAUUUUCGACUGAGGCAAAGGGGAGCAGCUGAGAAACUGGAAAUUGGUGGAAAGCGAAGUGCCUUUGACUACAAGCUACCCACAGUAAAGUCCAGAUCACAGAUGAAAAUACCAAAAAUUCACACAUCAACAUUAGGAGCUGAGGGUAUGGAUCCGUCGGAUAAAACUCAAAUUUUGGAAAGUACCUACAUGUUUGAGCCAGAUGUAUUGCCGCCAUACAGACAGAUGUUCUACCAGCUGUGUGAUGUCCAUGAAGAUCAGAUACAGAAGCUACUUCAUCAGAAUGAUGGUCAAGAGAGCGUAUGUACUGAGCGGGAAGGCUGGCUUCAACCAGAUGUCCAUGACAAGAGUAGUGAAAUUCUCUUCAAGCAUGUGGACAAUAUUCUUGGAAGGCAACUCUUUCCCAUCAUGGACCCAGGUACGCGGCGGGGACGACGUAUUGUCAGCAAGAUAAGAGGGCUGCUGGAUGCCCCUGAGGAAUCUGAGGAUGAUUCGGAGGUGUAUCCAAUAGUGGCAGACACUGGAGCAGAGGAGGAGGAAGUGAAUGAAAUGGAAACAGAGAUGCUGGACUGCAUUUGAAAAAUUAUCAUAUUAUGCUUUAAACUAUUUUCUUUUUCAAUAAUUUUUGACAAGAUUUGUACAGACUAUGUGUGUACAGUAGCUCUUUUUGACUUCAAAGAGAAAUGUAGCUAUACUUUUGUAUGCUGGGUCGCCCUUAUUAUGUUCUUGAAAUAUUUCCAAAUUAUAUAGGAGAUCGUGUUCCUUCUGAAGGAGAUAUCCUGGUACUAAAAUAUGUCAAGGUUACUGGAAUUGGUUAUUUGUAAGGUCAGAUGUGUGCUAAUAUCAAAGUUGUUGUAGUGGUCACUAGACAAGUAAAACAGUAGUUUUAGUACUGUGAAGGCAAAGUCUACUUCUCCAAAUUAUUGACCCCAAAUGGUGUUUUGUGUUACCAAAUCACUCUUUUACUCUGCAUGUUUUUCAUUUUGACAUUAAUUAGAUUUACACAUUUUUACAUAUGCUUUGACACACUGUAUAUUGCGUAUUUUAGCAUCAAAUAUUCAGGAAUAACAUUUCCUGUAUAACCCUGGAUGGCUCAGUUUUCUUACCUCUGUGGCUUUUACUUUCAGAAAUAAUACAAUUAUUUGUAACAUAUGUUGUAUUUGGGAUUAAACUUCCUCAGUAAAGUACA
Haliotis rubra (blacklip abalone) is the source of this 2225-nucleotide messenger RNA. Its product is annotated as general transcription factor 3C polypeptide 5-like. Bases 149 to 1615 code for a protein of 488 amino acids. The record is from RefSeq and is a predicted model, not a curated record. The transcript has 9 exons. Gene Ontology annotation, cellular component: transcription factor TFIIIC complex. Gene Ontology annotation, biological process: transcription initiation at RNA polymerase III promoter. Lineage: Eukaryota; Metazoa; Mollusca; Gastropoda; Lepetellida; Haliotidae.